Achroia grisella is the source of this 2340-nucleotide messenger RNA. RefSeq names its product segment polarity protein dishevelled (gene dsh). The transcript has 9 exons. The coding region runs from base 49 to 1974 and encodes 641 amino acids. NCBI's taxonomy places the organism in Eukaryota, Metazoa, Arthropoda, Insecta, Lepidoptera, Pyralidae. Gene Ontology annotation, molecular function: frizzled binding. Gene Ontology annotation, biological process: canonical Wnt signaling pathway; intracellular signal transduction. Gene Ontology annotation, cellular component: cytosol. The record is from RefSeq and is a predicted model, not a curated record.
UAUUUAUAGAUCGUGAGGGUGUUGUUAUUUAUUGUUAAAUGCAUUAACAUGGAGGAAACGAAAGUUAUUUACUAUAUAGACGACGAGGAGACGCCGUAUUUAGUUAAAAUCCCCAUAUCACCAGAAAAGGUGACGUUAUUAGACUUUAAAAAUCAACUAAACAGGCCGAACUAUAAGUUUUUCUUUAAAUCUAUGGACGAUGAUUUUGGUGUUGUGAAAGAGGAGAUAGUGGAUGAUAACGCGCAUCUACCGUGUUUUAACGGUCGUGUGGUGUCGUGGCUGGUGUCUGCGGAGGGCUCCAACCCUUCUGACGGGGCGUCUCAGUGUACGGAUAGUAAUGCUGGGAAGACUAAACAAAACAAUCAUGGGGCUGGUACGGCGCCCCUCACGAGGGAUACCUGCACUGAUACGGACAGCACGAUCAGCUCCCGACCCGGGCACAGAGCGUCCUGUGAUAAAUACAAGUAUAGAGGCCUACGCAUAAACGGCCAUUCCAAAUAUGGAAACCACGGGUUAGAAUACGAGACUGCAUCAGUUCUAAGUUCAGAUCUGGACUCGACCAGUCUAUUCGAUAGUCAGUCAGAGAUCACUACGACUACGGGGCGGCAUACGAACGCGUCCGUGGACAGAGCCCUAACAGAAUGCAGCAGUGUGUCCCACCUACAAGUUAGUUCCCGAAAGCGGCCGCAGAGAAGACGAAAAAGACCGCAAGUCAUGUCCAGAACCUCUUCAUAUUCAUCGAUAACUGAUUCUACAAUGUCUAUGCAUAUAAUAACGGUGACUUUAAAUAUGGAUACGGUUAAUUUCCUUGGUAUAUCAAUAGUGGGACAGUCGAACAAGGGUGGUGAUGGGGGAAUCUAUGUGGGGAGCAUCAUGAAGGGCGGAGCGGUGGCGCUGGACGGUAGGAUAGAGCCUGGAGACAUGAUAUUACAGGUGAAUGACGUGAACUUUGAGGAUAUGACGAAUGAUGAAGCGGUUCGUGUGCUCCGGGAAGUGGUGCAGAAGCCGGGCCCCAUCAAGCUGGUGGUAGCCAAGUGCUGGGACCCCAACCCUAAAGGGUACUUCACAAUACCCAGGACGGAACCAGUCAGACCCAUAGACCCUGGCGCGUGGGUGGCUCACACGCAGGCCCUGCGCGAGGCGUACCCGCCGCCGCCGCCGUCGCUGUCGGCGCUGCCCGCGCUGCCCGGCGGAGCCCCCGGGCCCGCGUCGGAGGCCCCCACGCUGGCGCUGGGCGCGGAGCCCCCGCUCUCCGUCGCCAUGGACAUGGCGCUCGUCGUGCGCGCCAUGCUGCGCCCGGACUCCGGUCUGGAGAUCCGAGACCGCAUGUGGCUGAAGAUCACCAUUCCGAACGCGUUCAUCGGCGCGGAUGUGGUGGAGUGGAUCCUGCAGCACGUGGCCGGCGUGGCGGACCGCCGCGAUGCCCGGAAGUACGCCUCGCAUAUGCUCAAGGCGGGGUUCAUCAGGCACACGGUGAACAAGAUAACGUUCUCGGAGCAGUGCUACUACGUGGCGGGCGAGCUGUGUGCGGAGCUGGCGGCGCUGAGACUGCGGCCGCACGACGCGGACAGCCUCCUCAGUGACACGCUGGCGCCCCUGCCCAACCCCAACAUGAUGGCGGCCGGGUACAUGCCGUACGCGGGCUCGUACGGCUACCAGCCGAUACCGUUCAAGUACACCUCGUGCGUCACCAGCGAGCACACCAUAUACGGAUAUAACAGAGAGGAGAGCGUUUUGUCCGGAAGUGGAGGCUCCAGUGCUGGAUCUGAUCACCUCACCGCCAAGGAGCUCGCUGGUCGAGAGGGCGAGGUGAAGUCCACAUCGAGCGGCUCGGCGGCGUCCGUGGCGGCCGACGGGGGCGGAGGGGGCGGCGGGGGAGGCGGAGGCGGCGGAGGGGGCGGGGGGGCGCGCAGGGAGCACUCGCACUCCAGCGGGUCCUCGCGAGCCGGGGAGCGGCCCGUGCUGUUCCUCUAACGGACGGAACUGUAAGCGCUCUCAGCACAUAGCGUCAUGAACUGCCAAAUAUCCCUAGGUAAUUUACUGGUAUAUAUAUGUAUUUGUAUACAUUUUGUAUGUCUGUCGCCAUCUAAUAAGGAUCAUAAGGAAGUAGAAUCGUAAGGAGUGACGUCACAAUUGGAGAACGUCCAAUAGCAGUCGCCCGUUAUGAAGGACGUUCGAAAUUUAAAUUGACCUUACACGUGUUAAUUAUGACGUCAGAAUUAAAUAUCCCAUUACAUGCAGUAAUUAAAAAAUACCUGUUCGAAAUUUAAAAUAUCUAUACCUUUUUAAAAAUAGAAUAGGCUGUAUGGUCUGAGAAUCUUUGGCUGUUCCAUUGUUAAA